AAUAAUCUAAACAACAAAUUGUGCUUCAAAAUGGCGGACAUCAUGCGUCCGCCGUACAGUGAGAUCAAACGGCCGGACGAAAUCGUCAGAAUGACAACCGCCGACAAUCUCAAGUUCGCCGUCCUCAUCGGCCUCAUCGAGGUUGGUCAGGUGACCAAUCGGGAGGUGGUCAACACCGUUCUGCACUUGCUGGUCGGUGGUGAAUUCGAUAUGGAAUUGAAUUUUGUGAUACAGGAUGCGCAGAAUAUCAAACAUAUGCUGGAGCUGCUGGAUCAUUGUCCGCCCAAUUUGCAGGCGGAGAUUUGGAGCGUCUUCAUUGCAAUUCUGCGCAAAAGCGUCCGCAAUUUACAAGCCUGCACAGAUGUUGGCCUCAUUGAGCAUGUCCUUGUCCGCCUGCAGCGCUCCGAAACGGUUGUGGCGGAUCUGCUCAUCGAGAUGCUGGGCGUGCUGGCCAGCUACAGCAUAACGGUGAAGGAGCUGAAGCUGCUCUUUGGCACAAUGAAGGCCACCAAUGGCAAGUGGCCACGGCACUCGGCCAAGCUCCUGAAUGUCCUGCGGCAGAUGCCACAUCGCAACGGGCCGGAUGUCUUCUUUAGCUUUCCGGGACGCAAGGGAUCGGCCAUGGUCCUGCCGCCUUUGGCCAAGUGGCCCUAUGAGAACGGAUUCACCUUUACCACCUGGUUCCGCCUGGAUCCCAUUAACUCGGUGAAUAUUGAACGGGAAAAGCCAUACCUCUACUGCUUUAAGACAUCGAAGGGCGUGGGCUAUACGGCGCACUUUGUGGGCAACUGCCUCGUUCUCACCUCCAUGAAGGUCAAGGGCAAGGGCUUUCAGCAUUGUGUCAAAUAUGAAUUCCAGCCACGAAAGUGGUAUAUGAUUGCCAUAGUGUAUAUAUACAAUCGUUGGACGAAAAGCGAAAUCAAGUGCCUCGUUAAUGGACAGCUGGCCUCAUCCACAGAGAUGGCCUGGUUUGUUUCCACAAACGAUCCCUUUGACAAGUGUUACAUUGGAGCCACGCCCGAGUUGGACGAGGAGCGCGUGUUCUGCGGCCAAAUGUCGGCGAUUUACCUGUUCAGCGAGGCUCUGACCACGCAGCAGAUUUGCGCAAUGCAUCGCCUGGGACCCGGCUACAAGUCGCAGUUUCGAUUCGACAACGAGUGCUAUCUGAAUCUGCCGGACAAUCACAAGCGGGUGAGUCACUUUCAACUCUUGCCAGCAACGGCCUUGGGGGCUGCAACGACCUUGCCGGUUGUGGGCGGCAGCACUGGGAGUGGCAGUGGCACAGGCACCGGCAGCGAUGCAGCAGCCGCAGCUGCAGCAGCAGCAGGGCAGCAACAGUUGCAGCUGCAAUUCCAAAUCCUGGCCGCCGAGCAGGAAGCGCGAGCCAUCGAUUGGUCCGACGAGAGGUUGGAUUUGAAUGCGGCAUUUGUGAAAAUUCGAGCGGUACUCACCGCUCGCAAUGCGGUGACCUUGGCCAGUAAUAGUAGUAGUAGUAAUACUGCCUCGACAGCAGCAGCAGCCGCUGCAGCAGCAGCAGCAGCAACAGCAGCAGCUGCAACAUCAGGAGCAACAUCCUCCGCGGCAGCAGGCACACCUACGACUGAGGACACCCAUCAGCAGCAGCAGCAGCAGCAACAUGCAACACACGGCGAUGCCAGCGAUCCGCUUGGUCAUUUGCCCACCGGAAAUGCUUCUUUCGACCAACUGCGUCGCAUGUCCAGCGCCAGCAAUCUGAGCUCCCUGAUGGCAACCGCCGACACUGAGGAGGUCAACCAGCUGAAAGCUGUGCUGUACGAUGGCAAACUAUCGAAUGCCAUUGUGUUCAUGUACAAUCCGGUGGCCACCGAUGGUCAACUGUGUCUGCAGUCGUCGCCCAAGGGAAACGUUUCCUAUUUCGUGCACACACCGCAUGCCCUCAUGUUGCAGGAUGUGAAGGCCGUGGUCACGCACUCGAUACACUGCACCUUGAACUCGAUUGGAGGGAUACAGGUGCUAUUUCCACUAUUCUCUCAGCUGGAUAUGGCCCACGAAGGCCUAGGGGAUAUCAAGAGGGAUCCCACGCUAUGCUCCAAAUUGCUGGGCUUCAUUUGUGAACUGGUGGAGACCUCGCAGACGGUGCAGCAGCAUAUGAUCCAGAACCGGGGCUUCCUGGUCAUCUCGUUCAUGCUGCAGCGCUCCUCCCGCGAGCAUUUAACACUGGAGGUCCUUGGAUCCUUCCUUAACCUCACCAAAUAUCUGGUCACCUGUCUGUCGGCCAAUAGCGAUUUGCUGCUCAAGCAGUUGUUCUGUUUCUCAUUUCUCACGUGGCAGCUGCUGGACCAUGUCCUCUUCAAUCCAGCCCUGUGGAUCUAUACGCCGGCGAAUGUCCAGGCGAGACUGUACUCCUACCUGGCCACCGAAUUCCUCUCGGAUACCCAAAUCUAUAGCAAUGUGCGAAGGGUGAGCACUGUACUUCAGACAGUGCAUACCCUCAAGUACUACUAUUGGGUGGUAAAUCCAAGGGCCAAGAGCGGUAUAAUACCCAAGGGAUUGGAUGGACCACGUCCUGCGCAGAAGGAUAUCCUGGCCAUCCGUGCCUAUAUCCUGCUGUUCCUCAAGCAGCUUAUUAUGAUCGGCAACGGGGUCAAGGAGGAUGAGCUGCAGAGCAUACUCAACUAUCUGACCACCAUGCAUGAGGACGAGAACCUGCACGAUGUCCUGCAGAUGCUCAUCUCGUUGAUGUCGGAGCAUCCCAGCUCCAUGGUACCUGCCUUCGAUGUGAAGCACGGCGUGCGCAGCAUCUUCAAGCUGCUGGCAGCCGAAAGUCAGCUCAUCCGGUUGCAGGCCCUCAAGCUGCUUGGAUUCUUCCUGUCACGCAGCACCCACAAACGCAAGUACGAUGUUAUGUCGCCGCACAAUCUGUACACUUUGCUGGCCGAGCGUUUGCUUCUCUAUGAGGAGUCCCUCUCCCUGCCCACAUACAAUGUCCUUUACGAGAUCAUGACGGAGCACAUCUCGCAACAGAUCCUGUACACACGUCACCCAGAGCCAGAGAGCCACUAUCGCCUGGAGAAUCCAAUGAUUCUCAAAGUGGUGGCCACUCUCAUCAGGCAAUCCAAGCAAACGGAAUCCCUGAUUGAUGUCAAGAAGCUAUUCCUGCAGGACAUGACCCUGCUGUGUAAUAGUAAUCGUGAAAAUCGCCGAACUGUGCUCCAAAUGUCCGUCUGGCAGGAGUGGCUCAUUGCGAUGGCCUACAUCCAUCCGAAGAGCAGUGAGGAGCAAAAGAUUAGCGAUAUGGUCUACUCCCUGUUCCGAAUGCUGCUCCAUCAUGCCAUUAAGCAUGAGUAUGGCGGAUGGCGUGUGUGGGUCGAUACCCUGGCCAUUGUUCACUCCAAGGUCUCGUACGAGGAGUUCAAGUUGCAGUUUGCUCAGAUGUACGAGCACUAUGAACGCCAGCGGACGGACAAUAUCACAGAUCCUGCCCUGCGACAGGCUAGACCCAUCAGUACCAUCAGUGGGUGGGAGCGUGAGGAGCUGCAUCAGCAGCAGAACGGAGCUGUGGCUCCAGCAUCUGCAGCAGGAGCAGCAGUAACAGCACCACCUUCAAGUCAAGGCGGUGCCGCUCCUGUUAAGGCUGCCGUUUCCAUUGCCUCGCUGGAGGAUGUGCCGCCCGUGGUGGAGGAGGAAGUUGAAGAGCUGGAACUGGAAGAGAUUGAGGUAGUCCCUGAGGGAGUGGAAUUCCAAGCGGAAGGUGCGGUCGAGCCCAAGUCCGUGAUAGCCAACAUUUCGGAUGUGUACAACGAGCAGCUGAAAACCGAUGCCACCACCUGUAAUGGCAACCGGGAGGAGCAAGAGCAGGAGCAGGAGCAGGAGCAGCAGCAGCAGGAGCAGGAGAAGAACUUGGAGCUGGGUUCAGCGACUUCACCAGCUGACCAAACCGAAGACGUCUCCUAUUCACUGGAAGCGCUGCGCGAAACCCUGGAGCUGGGCGAUGACAUGGAUGUGGAGGAACUGGAACUGGCCACGGCCAAGGAUGCCCUCAAUGCAGAGCAGCAUGUGGCCCACAUACUGCAAUCUUCGGAGGCGGCUCUAAAUGAAUGCAAAAUGGCCGUCGAUGAUGUAUUGCAGGAGGCCUCCUCAGUUCUCAAGGAUGAGGAGAUCGAACUAGCUGUCAACGAAGUCGUUCAGGGUGUCCUGAACAACGAGAAGAAGUCAUCGCUGACCGAUAAGGAUCAUCCCGAGGCUGUGAAUGUAACUCUGCUGAAUAGCAAGAAUCUGCUCAACAAUAACAACAAUAAUAAUAACAACAGUCCAAGUCUCACGCCCACAACGGGAGUGGAAACGUCAGAGGAUGUGCAUCCUGAGACGGAGGUCAAUGCCAAUGAGAUUGUGCCCAAACCGGAAACGGUGAAGGUAACAACGACCACGACCACGACAACAACGGAACAACAAGUGCCGGCAAAAACGGAAACGGAACCCACAACAGAGGCUACUCUGGCCAAGCCAGAUGCUGUCCCUAGUUCCGGUUCCAUUGCCGAUGCCAGCUCCAGUCCGAGUCCCAGUUCCAGCCCAGAAGCAACCAAUCAAAAGACUGAAGAAGCAGCCAAUAAGCUGAAUAACAACGAUAAGCAGGCGGAGAUUAGCUCACCGGAUAGCGCACCGAUGGCGGAUCUCCUGCAGCUAUCCGACACCGAAGUCAAGCCGGAAGAGGAGCAGGAGAAGGUAACGACAGCUGAACCCGAAGCCGAUCCGGUGGCUCUGGCCGUUAGGGACAUUGUCGAGCAGCUCAUCGACAAGGUGAUCGAUGCCACCGAAGCGGAAGCGGAAGCGGAAACCUCUUCAGCGUCAGCAACCAGUAAAACGGAAACGAACAAUAAUGAGCUGCCCAAGGAGGAGGAUGAGAAGGAGAAGGAAAAGGAAAAGGAAAAGGAAUCUCCUGUUGUCCAAGACUCUACUGCUGCUGCGCCCGAGGAAGUGGAAAGCUUGACUGCUGCUGCCGCCGCCGAGGAAAUCGUUGAGGAAGUAGUAGAAGCUGCUCUGAUCUCGGUUGAAGAAGAGCAUCCUCUGGAGGUUGAGGCAAGCCAGGAGGAAAAGCCACAAGUCACCGAGGCAAAACCAGAAGAAGUCCAGACACCAGAGACCAAGAACGAAGAGGCCAGCCAAGAACUGGCAGAUCAAUCCAGCAAAGAAUCCCCAAAACCUGUUAUAGAAACACCUCUGAUAGAGCCAACCGAUGCUAAAGAGCAGGUGGUGGCCAUUGUCAACGAAGUUCUGGACACACUCGUCGAUGAGACUGUCAAGGCUGUGGCCUCCGAGCAAACCACACAGACCUCACGCCCCGAACAGCAGUCGCCCCGCGUCCAGUCGAAGGAAGCAACGACAGCCACGACGGCCACAACGCCGGUUCGCAUAAAGCCCACUGAGGUGGAUUCCACCACACAGACCACGCCCAAAAAUGAGGCGGGUCAAGUGAUGGUCGAGGAGCAGCAGGCGCAUCAACAGCAGCAGCAGCAACAGCAACAACAGCAUCUGCAGGAUGAGGAUGCCCAAACCUCUGGCACAGUCGAUGAUGAAGAGUAUGCCGCCCAGCAGGCUGUCUCGGGAGUGGAGGGAGCCAGUCAAAUGGAGGCCAGUCAUUAUGGUCCCGGUGGAACCGGUCCUGGCCAGGAACAGAAGCAACAACAGCAACGCUCUAAAUCGGGCUCCACCCGACCCAUGUUCAGUCCUGGACCAACGCGUCCACCCUUCCGGAUACCAGAGUUCAAGUGGUCCUACAUCCAUCAGCGUUUGCUCAGCGAUGUGCUCUUCUCCCUGGAGACGGACAUUCAGGUGUGGCGCAGUCACUCGACGAAGAGCGUCCUGGACUUUGUCAACUCCAGUGAGAAUGCCAUAUUUGUGGUGAACACAGUGCAUUUGAUCUCUCAGCUGGCGGAUAACCUGAUCAUAGCCUGCGGUGGAUUGCUGCCGCUUUUGGCCAGUGCCACGUCGCCUAAUUCCGAAUUGGAUGUGCUGGAGCCCACGCAGGGCAUGCCCCUGGAGGUGGCCGUGUCCUUCCUGCAGCGUCUGGUCAAUAUGGCCGAUGUUCUAAUCUUUGCCACUUCGCUGAACUUUGGUGAACUGGAGGCGGAGAAGAAUAUGUCCAGUGGUGGGAUACUGAGGCAAUGCCUCCGCCUGGUGUGCACCUGUGCUGUGCGUAACUGUCUGGAGUGCAAGGAGCGAACCCGCUACAAUGUGGGAGCCUUGGCUAGAGAUGUGCCCGGAGCAGCCCAUUUGCAGGCACUCAUUCGAGGAGCUCAGGCCUCGCCCAAGAACAUUGUCGAGUCAAUAACUGGUCAAUUAUCGCCCGUCAAGGAUCCGGAGAAGCUGCUGCAGGACAUGGAUGUAAAUCGUCUGCGUGCCGUGAUCUAUCGCGAUGUGGAGGAGACCAAGCAGGCCCAGUUCUUGUCACUGGCCAUUGUCUACUUUAUAUCGGUGCUAAUGGUGUCCAAAUACCGUGAUAUCCUGGAACCGCCGGCAGAGCCGCAAAUCCAGCGACAAUCGCCAGUGCUGCAACGCACGGCAGGCGGCGGUGGUCGUCAAAUUCAGGAUAGUGAUUAUGAAAUAAUUGUGGUGGAUGAGAAUAAUCCCUCUGUGUUGGCAGACAACGAUUCACAUUCCAGUGGUCCACCCUCAAUUAAGAGCGUGGACUCGGACGUGGGAUCCCUGAAUAUGAAUUCCACGGAGAACGAGGUGCCCGAGGUGGAGUCCUCCAGCGAAAUACUAAUCGAUGACCACAAGCCCAGUCACUCCAACGACGAGAGCUGGACGGAUGUCAACCUCAACGAGGAUGCCGCUGUCCAGGCGGCCAGUGCCGGCAUGGUGGUGGGUCUGGUGGAUGGCGGCACCGAUAAGCAUGAUUCCCAUCUCACCCAGCAACAGCAGCAGCAGGCGGGGAUUAACCAGCAGCAGCAGCAGCAGCAACAACAGCACUCGGUGCACUCGGAGCGUGGUGACAAACCGGAUUCGGAGAUAUCCGUUGUGCGAGUACCCGAUGGUUAUGUGGCCAGCUCUGGAGGAGUCAACUCCUCCGGUCAGUCGCAGGGUGUGGUGGCCAAUCAGAGACCUCGUCCCGAGGAGUUGCCCAUGAAGGCGCCCGCCUUGGUGGCCCAACUGCCGCUGACGACGCCAUCGCGUGAGGCAAGUCUCACCCAGAAACUGGAGGUGGCCCUGGGACCGGUGUGUCCUUUGCUACGCGAAAUAAUGGUGGACUUUGCUCCAUUCCUCUCCAAGACUCUGGUCGGUUCACAUGGCCAGGAAUUGCUGAUGGAGGGCAAAGGACUGACCACAUUCAAGAACUCCCAUUCCGUUGUGGAGCUGGUGAUGUUGCUCUGCUCACAGGAGUGGCAGAAUAGUCUGCAAAAGCACGCCGGCCUGGCCUUCAUCGAGCUGAUCAACGAGGGACGCCUGCUCUCGCAUGCCAUGAAGGAUCACAUUGUUCGUGUGGCCAAUGAGGCAGAGUUCAUCCUGAACCGAAUGCGAGCAGAUGAUGUCCUUAAACAUGCCGACUUUGAGUCACAGUGUGCUCAGACAUUGCUGGAAAGGAGAGAGGAGGAGCGAAUGUGUGAUCACCUAAUCACUGCAGCCAGGCGAAGGGAUAAUGUCAUUGCCAGUCGGCUGCUGGAGAAGGUGCGGAACAUUAUGUGUAAUCGACAUGGCGCCUGGGGUGAUUCCAGUUCCAGUUCAACCACAAGUGCCAGCGGCGGUGUCAUUGUUGGUGCUGUGCAAAAGAGUCCCUACUGGAAGCUGGAUGCCUGGGAGGAUGAUGCCCGACGGCGCAAGCGUAUGGUGCAGAAUCCCAGGGGCUCAUCCCAUCCGCAGGCCACACUGAAGGCGGCCCUAGAGAAUGGAGGUCCCGAGGAUGCCAUCCUCCAGACACGCGAUGAGUUCCAUACACAAAUUGCAGUCUCCCGUUCGCAUCCCUCCUCGGGCCAGCACAAUGGCGAACUGCUGGAUGAUGCUGAACUUUUGAUUGAGGAUAGAGAACUGGAUUUGGAUCUGACAGGACCCGUGAACAUAAGCACCAAGGCCCGCUUGAUAGCACCUGGACUGGUGGCCCCCGGCACUGUGUCCAUUACCAGCACCGAGAUGUUCUUCGAGGUGGAUGAAGAGCAUCCAGAGUUCCAGAAGAUCGAUGGUGAGGUACUCAAGUACUGCGAUCAUUUGCAUGGCAAGUGGUAUUUCUCGGAGGUGCGUGCCAUCUUCUCGCGUCGCUAUCUCCUGCAGAAUGUGGCCCUGGAGAUCUUUCUGGCCAGCCGGACGUCCAUCCUGUUUGCCUUUCCCGAUCAGCAUACGGUGAAGAAGGUGAUUAAGGCUUUGCCCCGCGUGGGCGUGGGCAUCAAGUAUGGAAUUCCACAGACGCGACGCGCCUCGAUGAUGUCACCACGACAGCUGAUGCGAAACUCGAACAUGACCCAGAAAUGGCAACGCCGCGAGAUCAGCAACUUUGAGUAUCUAAUGUUCCUCAAUACGAUUGCGGGCAGGACAUACAACGACCUCAAUCAGUAUCCCAUUUUCCCCUGGGUGCUGACCAACUACGAGUCCAAGGAUUUGGACCUCAGUCUGCCCUCCAACUACAGGGAUCUAUCGAAACCGAUUGGAGCACUGAAUCCCUCGAGGCGGGCCUACUUUGAGGAGCGAUAUGAGAGCUGGGACAGCGAUACCAUACCGCCUUUCCACUAUGGCACCCACUACUCCACGGCGGCCUUCACCCUCAAUUGGUUGGUGCGCGUGGAGCCCUUCACCACCAUGUUCCUGGCCCUUCAGGGCGGCAAAUUCGAUUAUCCGGACCGAUUGUUUAGCUCUGUGUCCUUGUCAUGGAAGAACUGCCAGCGGGAUACAUCUGAUGUGAAAGAGUUGAUACCGGAAUGGUAUUUCCUGCCCGAGAUGUUCUACAAUGCAUCCAACUAUCGGUUGGGUCACCGCGAAGAUGGAGCUUUGGUGGAUGACAUUGAGCUGCCGCCAUGGGCCAAGAGCCCGGAGGAGUUUGUCCGCAUCAAUAGGAUGGCCCUCGAGUCGGAAUUUGUAUCCUGUCAGCUGCAUCAGUGGAUCGAUUUGAUCUUUGGCUACAAGCAACGCGGACCGGAGGCCAUCAGGGCCACCAAUGUGUUCUAUUACCUCACCUACGAGGGCAGUGUGGAUCUCGAUGGUGUCCUGGAUCCCGUAAUGCGAGAGGCUGUCGAGAAUCAGAUUCGUAACUUUGGCCAGACGCCCAGCCAGCUGCUGAUGGAACCACAUCCGCCGCGCAGCUCAGCGAUGCAUUUGUCACCCAUGAUGUUUAGCGCCAUGCCGGAGGAUUUGUGCCAGAUGCUCAAGUUCUAUCAGAACUCACCGGUUAUACACAUUUCGGCCAAUACGUAUCCGCAGCUGUCCCUGCCCUCGGUGGUCACCGUGACGGCGGGUCAUCAAUUUGCGGUGAAUCGCUGGAAUUGCAACUACACCGCCUCCGUCCAGAGUCCCAGCUAUGCGGAAUCGCCACAAUCGCCGGGCUCCAAUCAGCCGCUGACCAUUGAUCCAGUGCUGGCUGUUCAUGGCACCAAUAACAAUAGCAAUGCGGUGAGUCGCCGUCAUUUGGGUGACAACUUCAGCCAGAUGCUCAAGAUUCGAUCAAAUUGUUUUGUGACCACUGUGGAUAGCAGAUUCCUGAUUGCCUGCGGGUUCUGGGACAAUAGUUUCAGGGUUUUUGCCACCGAAACGGCAAAAAUUGUGCAAAUUGUAUUCGGUCACUUCGGUGUGGUGACCUGCAUGGCCCGUUCCGAGUGCAACAUCACCUCGGAUUGUUAUAUUGCCUCCGGAUCGGCGGAUUGCACAGUGCUCUUGUGGCACUGGAAUGCCCGCACUCAGAGCAUUGUGGGUGAGGGUGAUGUGCCCACUCCGCGAGCCACCUUGACGGGUCACGAACAGGCGGUGACUUCGGUGGUGAUCAGUGCCGAGCUGGGACUGGUCGUUUCGGGAUCAUCAAAUGGACCCGUGCUGAUUCACACCACCUUUGGGGACCUGCUGCGCUCACUGGAUCCACCCGCGGAGUUCCAUUCCCCGGAACUGAUUACCAUGUCACGGGAGGGCUUCAUUGUCAUCAACUACGACAAGGGUAAUGUGGCAGCCUAUACCAUUAAUGGCAAGAAACUGCGCCACGAGACGCACAACGACAAUCUACAGUGCAUGCUGCUUUCGCGGGAUGGUGAAUACCUGAUGACAGCCGGCGAUCGCGGCAUCGUGGAGGUGUGGCGCACCUUCAACCUAGCACCACUUUAUGCCUUCCCCGCCUGCAAUGCGGGCAUCCGGUCUUUGGCCCUCACCCAUGAUCAAAAAUAUCUGUUGGCUGGUCUCUCGACGGGUUCGAUCAUCGUGUUCCAUAUCGACUUUAACCGCUGGCACCACGAGUACCAGCAGCGCUACUAAGUCGCAAGAACAUAAGCCCAACAUUCCAACAAAAAAAGAAAUGAACACAUAAAAAAACCAAGACAACUACACGCCAGUUAACAGAGGCCAGAAUACACCGGAAACGGAAAUGAAAAUAUAAAUGCAAACGAAAAAGGAUCGCAAACCACUACAAUGUACUUAACAAAGCGAUGACGCAGGAUCAAAAUGUGGAUCGGUUUUUUUCUAUAGACCUUUACAACUUUAGGCUAGUAAGCGAACCUAUGUUUUUUUUUUUUUGUCUAGUAAUAAUUGUGCAUUAGUGUGUGUUUUGGCCGGAAAAGCCAGUCGCAAAAGUAAAAACAAAAAGCAAGCAAGCAAAAAAAAAAAAA
Molecule: messenger RNA, 10766 nt
Organism: Drosophila serrata
Lineage: Eukaryota; Metazoa; Arthropoda; Insecta; Diptera; Drosophilidae
Gene: rg
Product: A kinase anchor protein rugose
Biological process (GO): intracellular protein localization
Cellular component (GO): membrane; cytosol
Molecular function (GO): protein kinase binding
Source: RefSeq, a predicted model, not a curated record